Molecule: messenger RNA, 1140 nt
Organism: Lotus japonicus
Lineage: Eukaryota; Viridiplantae; Streptophyta; Magnoliopsida; Fabales; Fabaceae
Product: dehydrodolichyl diphosphate synthase 2-like
Exons: 3
Coding region: 57-1010 (317 amino acids)
Biological process (GO): response to cold; plastid membrane organization; polyprenol biosynthetic process
Cellular component (GO): chloroplast stroma
Source: RefSeq, a predicted model, not a curated record
CAUUCAUUUUUGCCUUUGCCAAACAGAUAAAAUCGUUAUCCUAGUUCAGGAAUAAGAUGCAAUUGUUAAGGCUCUAUUUUCCCGCUCUCAAACAAUCAGAAUCAUUAUCCCGGUUCAGGAAUAAGACACUACUAUCGUUAAUGCUACCUUUUCCUGCACUCCCAUUCCCUUCUUAUCCCGUAACCGUUACUAGACGCAGCAGCACCAUGACUCUUCCUGCAAACGUGGCGAUUCAAGGUGACACGAACAACGGGACCUCCGUCGCCGAGGAGGAGCCGAUUCCGCCGGAGCUGCGGUUAGAGCUGAUGCCAAAGCAUGUGGCGGUGAUAAUGGACGGGAACGGGAGAUGGGCGAAGAUGAGGGGGCUGCCACCGUGGGCGGGGCAUGAAGCCGGCGUGCGGUCGCUGAAGAGGAUGGUGAGGCUGUGCCGGAGCUGGGGGGUGAAGGUUCUGACAGUGUUCGCGUUCUCAACUGAUAAUUGGGUUCGCCCGAAGUUGGAGGUUGGGUUCCUGAUGAUGCUAUUUGAAAGAACUAUAAAUUCUGAAGUUGAAGCGUUUAAGAGGGAAGGAAUUCGAAUAUCUGUAAUUGGAGAUUCAUCAAAGCUCCCCAAAUCCCUGAAGAGAAUUAUAACUAGUGCAGAGGAGAGCACCAAGGACAAUACCAAACUCCAACUUAUUUUGGCGAUUAGCUACAGUGGGAAAUAUGAUGUUGUACAAGCAUGUAGAAGUGUGGCCAAAAGAGUCAAAGAUGGCCUUGUUGAUUUGGAAGACAUAGAUGAAAAAAUGAUUGAGCAGGAACUGGAAACAAAUUGCACUGAGUUUCCUAACCCUGAUCUACUAAUAAGGACUAGUGGGGAACUUAGAGUUAGCAACUUCUUGUUGUGGCAAUUGGCAUACACAGAACUAGACUUUAGUCGAGAACUUUGGCCUGAUUUUGGGAAAGAGGAGUUUGUAGAGGCCUUAAAUUCAUUUCAGCAGAGACAAAGACGCUAUGGUGGACGCCAUUCAUAAACUAUUUGUCUGCAAUAUGGUACCUUAUAGGUUGGAUUUAUAAUAAUUAAGCUUCACAAAUAUAAUUCUUGGCUGCCAUAUGUUCUAGCUAGGCAUAAGAAAUAUAUGUUAUCAUGUAGCAUAUAUAUAU